Lizanozyma spartinae is the source of this 1392-nucleotide messenger RNA. It is a transcript of the gene OPI1, whose product is annotated as transcriptional regulator. Gene Ontology annotation, cellular component: nucleus; endoplasmic reticulum. Bases 1 to 1392 code for a protein of 463 amino acids. Gene Ontology annotation, molecular function: transcription corepressor activity. Lineage: Eukaryota; Fungi; Ascomycota; Pichiomycetes; Serinales; Debaryomycetaceae. The record is from RefSeq and is a predicted model, not a curated record. The transcript has a single exon. Gene Ontology annotation, biological process: regulation of transcription by RNA polymerase II; endoplasmic reticulum unfolded protein response; phospholipid biosynthetic process.
AUGACCUAUAAGAUGGAAGAGGAGUACGACAUGGAAGACGAACACACUCACGAUUUGACAGCCGUGGAUAAUUCAGCAGAGAACUCAGCUGCGGAAGAUUCUAACUCUAAAAGAAGCAAAUCCGUUGAAAGUUAUACGGAUGACUAUGAUAGUACAGAUUCGAAUGCUACUAAAACAAACACCAAUAACACUAAUGAAAAGACAGCUUCGAGUUCAACUUCACAGGAUGUCGAUAUGGUUUCUGCUGCUGAGGCCUUAACACAGCUCACAAGACAAUCCACUGCUAGUCCACCUGCUAGUCCAUUUCCAAGUGUUACUGGGGACAAUAUGAUAGUGUUGACACUGCCCUCACAACAACAUCCUUUAGUUAAAACUGUCAACCAAGUAACACGACACCCUAUUGUUACUAAUGCCGUCAAGUAUUACGAAGAGCUGAAACGGAACUUUGCAAGUUUUAAUUAUGCAGCUGGUUUCAUUGAAAAGGCUGCAAUCCCUAUGGUCAGUAAGAUAGAAGAUGAGUUAAAUGAGCGCCAUAGAAUCAAAAUGGAAUCUAAGAAGAAGAGAAGUUUACUGGAGGCAACAUUGGAUGAGAAGGAAUCUCUUAAUAGUAAAUAUGAUGGGUUUAGUGAUGAUGAGCGGGGAUUAACACCUCAAUUAUCAGUCACAUCUUCCACACUGCAGAAUGUUGCAUAUGACACGAAGAAACGAUUACAAUUCUGUGUUCAUAUAUUGAGAUUAGCAACAGAACAUAUCAGUUCCAAAGUUAAUCUUUUACAACAGAAGGUAAUUGAGAAGGAAAAGGAAAUUAAAGAGCAACGCGAAGUACAAGAUUCAACUGUUCAACAACAGGAAACAAAGAAAGAAAUCAUCACAACUGUAAGGAAAGUUUUCCGAUUGAUUUCAAACUUUAGACCUUCUCUGUUGACUACAGCGCCAACUGUUCCUUCUACAUCUGUACCAUCACCAACUUCAACUCCUGGACCAGUGCAUAGUACGCUUUCACCCAUUUCUCCCUCUGAUGAUCCUCGUUUGGAAUCUACCCCUGCCACACCUCAAGCUUUGAGUGAUCCUCAAUAUGCUAUGGGAGAAUUAAAGGAAUCUAUAAGAAACAUUGUAUUGAGUCUUCCAAGGGCUAUCCAACAUGCUAACAGCACUCAACAGGCCAAUGAUCGCAUUUUAGUUGUUGCCAAAGAGUCAUUAGAAAUGAUCGCAAGAUUAUCUAAAGUUUUCAACGAACAACUUGCAAAAGCUGAAGAUUGGGUUACGGGUGAAGAACAACAUCUUGAAAACAAGGAACACAUGCUCCAAGCCGAGGCAUUGGAGACUGUUGAAGAGAGUGGGAACGAAGAAAGACGUCUUAAGAGAUCCAAAUUGGAUUUGAAUGAAGUUUAA